CGACCAUGUACUAGCAUUACAAGCCUCGGUCCCACCAAAGAGAGAUAAAAGCAGCUUAUCAUCUUUCUAAACUUCAUCUCUCCCUCCUCCAAACUUCAAGAAUCGCGUGACAUAUACUCAAGACUUCCAACGCCCUUCCCUUAAAACUUCAAUCGCGGCCACGUCUCUCCAAAAUGCCGGAGCCGCAAAAUGUCCCCGAAGAGUACAGCCACGUCCCCUCAGACAGCUACAUCCUCCAACGCCACUACGCCGCCUCCGCCCGUCUGAACCUCCAGCACCACCUCUACCGUCAAGCAAUCGGCUAUCUAUUGCACCCAUCCAUCCCAAUCCAGGAAGACAUGAAGGUCGCGGAUAUCGCGUGCGGGACGGGGAUCUGGCUCCUCGAUCUCGCGGAUGCCUUCCCCCCCAAUGCGAUUUUAGACGGGUUCGAUAUCUCCGCCGACCAAUUUCCGCACGAGUCGACGCUGCCGCCGAAUGUGACGUUCGGCGUGCUAGAUGGUAUGAAGGAGAUCCCGGAGGAGCUGGUGGGGAAAUACGAUGUUGUGAGAGUGAGCUUGAUCGUGCUGGUGGUUAAAGACGGGGAGCCCGGGGGAUGGAUUGAGAAUUUGAUGAGGUUGUUAAAACCUGGCGGAUACCUCCAAUGGACUGAGGGGAACAUGCCCGCCUACAUCGCGCGGCACACCACUCACCCCUCCGACCCAGCCCGCUUCCCCAACAUGCACGCCUUCGAGCAGUUCUACCUCUCCAUGCUCUCGAAACAACCUCCGGGUAUCCAUGACUGGGUCACGCACCUCGGGACCCAUUUCGAGAAGCACGGGUUGCAGGAGGUGGAGUACAAGCAGUUCGAUGUUCCGAAGAGGUACUGGCCCGCGUGGACAGAUGUCAUGAUGCUAACUGCGGAAGAGGUGAGUUGAAUAGAGAUCCGAGGGACCUUGAAGUAGGGAAAGCAGCUCUAAUGCAAAAUAGAUCGGCACGGUGACGGGGAUGACGAGUUAUGUGGAGUUGGUGCGGAAGGCGGGCGCUGAGGUGAAGCUGGGCGCGAUGCAGCCGACGCUUUGGCCGGUUGUUUGUGUUGGGCGGAAGGCGGGGUGAGAGGAGGAUAUGUAGUUGCUGAAUUAGGGAUACUAGAGGU
Molecule: messenger RNA, 1132 nt
Organism: Mytilinidion resinicola
Lineage: Eukaryota; Fungi; Ascomycota; Dothideomycetes; Mytilinidiales; Mytilinidiaceae
Product: S-adenosyl-L-methionine-dependent methyltransferase
Exons: 2
Coding region: 174-914 (246 amino acids)
Source: RefSeq, a predicted model, not a curated record